CGGGGACCUGCAGGUUGCCGGCAGCGCUCACUGCACCUUCACCACCGCGCAGAAGGCAGUGGGGAAGGACGACUUCACCCUCAUCCCCGAGGGAACCAACGGCAUCGAAGAGCGGAUGUCGAUAAUUUGGGAAAAGUGUGUGGUCUCCGGGAAGAUGGACGAGAACGAUUUUGUAGCAGUGACCAGUACCAAUGCUGCCAAGAUCUUCAACUGCUACCCCAGGAAGGGGCGCGUCGCUGUGGGCGCUGACGCAGACUUGGUUUUGUGGAACCCCAAGGCAACUAAAAUCAUCUCGGCAAAAACCCACAAUCUGAACGUGGAGUACAACAUAUUUGAAGGCACAGAGUGCCAUGGGGUUCCUACCGUGGUCAUAAGUCAAGGAAGAGUUGUUCUUGAAGAUGGAAACCUGGUUGUCACCCAGGGGUCAGGUCGCUUCAUUCCUAGAAAGACGUUCCCUGAUUUUGUUUAUAAAAGGAUAAAGGCAAGAAACAGG
Phaethon lepturus (White-tailed tropicbird) is the source of this 493-nucleotide messenger RNA. RefSeq names its product dihydropyrimidinase-related protein 4-like. Gene Ontology annotation, cellular component: cytosol. The transcript is spliced from 3 exons. Lineage: Eukaryota; Metazoa; Chordata; Aves; Phaethontiformes; Phaethontidae. The record is from RefSeq and is a predicted model, not a curated record. Gene Ontology annotation, molecular function: hydrolase activity, acting on carbon-nitrogen (but not peptide) bonds, in cyclic amides. The annotation marks the transcript as partial.